Molecule: messenger RNA, 1350 nt
Organism: Lathyrus oleraceus (garden pea)
Lineage: Eukaryota; Viridiplantae; Streptophyta; Magnoliopsida; Fabales; Fabaceae
Product: dirigent protein 9
Exons: 1
Coding region: 102-1214 (370 amino acids)
Source: RefSeq, a predicted model, not a curated record
CAGAAAUAUACUUCAACAUCAACAUCAACAACAAAUUCUCAUUCUAUCAAAAUCCUAACAAAACUCAUUCUCAUUUCUAUACAAGUUCAAGUGAGCAAGAAAUGGCCAAUGUUUUUCUACACAAUCUUAACACAUGGAAAAUCACACUUUGCCUCUUCCUCCUAACCACAACCUGUUUGGUUGCGAACUCCGCAAGAAUCCUAGAUGAACUUGACUCUCAACCACAAGCUAUAGGCAAUCUACCAGGACCUGGUGUUGGUGCUGCCGCUGCCAUUCCUUCUGCUACAACCAUACCUCAAGUAAGCCCUAUUACCACUUCGCCAAGUGGCGUAACACCUGCAGCUACAAACACUGUGACACCGGUAUCCGGUGAAGUAGAUCCCAAUGUAGACCCUUCUGAAAAUGAACUGGCACCAGCUGAGGAUAUCGCACCAGUUGGAAGCCCGGCCACAGACGAAACACCAGACGCUGAGGCGCCACUCCCGGUGGUGACAGCCAAGCCUGUGGCGAAAGAGCCGUCGUUGUCUUUCUUCAUGCAUGAUAUCCUCGGUGGAUCACAUCCAUCGGCGCGAGUGGUAGCAGGAAUUGUAGCAAACACUGAUGUAACCGGCUUACCGUUCUCCAAGCUCAACAACAAUCUCUUCCCGAUUACCGGAGGAAUUCCACUAGUUAACCCGAAACUCAACGGCAUUGUCACGAGCAACAAUCUACCUAACCUCGUAGGCCUCAACGCGGCACAAUCUUCAACUGUAUUCAAAAACAGUGGCACUAGCAACACUGUCUCCGGCGGGAACAACCAGCCGUUUGUUUCCGCGGGAAAUCUACCCGGCGGGUUCACAAUUCAGAAGCUCAUGUUUGGUUCUGCCACGGUGAUUGAUGACCAGUUAACAGAAGAGCAUGAACUUGAUUCUUCUGUGAUUGGAAGAGCGCAAGGCUUUUACUUGGCAAGUUCGCUGGACGGUACUAGUAAGACGAUUGUGCUUACGGUUUUGGUGCAUGGUGAGGAGCAUCAUGAUGGAGUUGAUGACACUAUAAGCCUGUUUGGGAUUCAUAGGACGGCGUCGUUGGAAUCUGAGGUAGCGGUGAUCGGUGGGACUGGGAAGUUUGAGAAUGCUAGAGGAUAUGCAGCAGUUGAGACACUUCUGAAGGAGGAUCAACAUACCACAGAUGGAGCUGACACCAUUCUGCAUUUCAAUAUCUAUCUCACUGAGUAGUGAUCAUUGCCUCUGAUUCGGCUUUCGUGUUUGAUGUUUGAUUUGUGUUUGCUUAAAAUUGUGAAUCCUUUAAAGUUAUAUGCUGUGAGAAUUUUCUGUUAAUAGAAUGUUGCAAAGUCCAAAUUUCCCUAUCUUU